AUGUCUGACAUACACCGUUUGGCAGUGGCUCCCUCCUCGGACCCUCAUUUCGGUGUCUCCGAUAGUUCGAACGAUUCUCCCACAAUAUCCAUCGUAUCGUCCAUGAGUCCUCCUUUCUCCGUCUCAAUCCAAGAACUAAACUCCCUUCAUGACCCAAAGUCAAUUCUGGCCUAUAAGAAAUUAUAUUCCAAUGAUGAAAAUGCAUUUUACAACUCUUUAAAGACCUCCCCCAUCCAUGGUAUAGACACCUUUACCAUCGAUGAAAGAAUCCAAUUCUAUAACGAUAACAAAUUGCCCCAACACGUGCCAAAGACUUUCCAACAAUUGGUCCGGGAAGCUUUCAACGAUAAGACUCUUAUCUUGUUAUCCAUUGCCGCUGUCGUUUCCUUUCUUCUAGGGCUGUACGAACUAUUCUUCCAGCCUUCUCAAUAUGACCCUGAGGGCAAUAAGAUCACAAAAGUAGAUUGGAUAGAAGGGGUGGCAAUCAUGUUUGCUGUGGUCGUGGUCGUGCUUGUCUCGGCGGUUAAUGAUUAUCAAAAGGAAUUACAGUUUACAAAACUAAACGCGAAAAAAUUAGAUAGAGUCAUUACCGUCAUAAGAGAUAAUGCCAAACUACAAAUCUCCAUCAACGACUUGUUGGUCGGCGACUUACUUUCUCUACAAACAGGUGAAGUCGCUCCUGCAGAUUGUGUGUUGAUCGAAGGGAAUGUCGAAGCAGAUGAAUCCACAAUCACUGGUGAAUCAGAUGCUGUGAAAAAACAUACUCUGUUAACAACUUUGCAAUACAGCUCAGAUCAUCCAGAUAAUGAUAUCACAAACGAUUCGGAUUUCCCAGAUUGUAUGAUCAUCUCGUCUUCCAAGAUCAUUUCCGGUUUAGGUAAGGCCAUUGUCACUUCUGUCGGUAUCAAUUCCACUCAUGGUAGAACAAUGAAUGCCUUGACAGACACUGAGGAAGAUGAUGCUACUCCUUUACAAAUAAGGUUGACUCAUCUUGCUGACUCCAUCUCCAUCUAUGGUAGUCUUGCAGGGUUGAUUCUAUUCUUGACACUUUUCAUCAAAUUCUGUAUCAAUUGUUUCAAAAAAGAUGGUAAAUUCGUCGAUUUGACCCCUGCUGAGAAAUCAAGCAGAUUUAUGGAUAUUUUCAUCACUUCUAUUACCAUCAUCGUUGUUGCUGUGCCAGAAGGUUUACCUCUAGCAGUUACUCUAGCAUUGGCCUUUGCCACUACAAGAAUGACUAAAGAUGGUAAUCUAGUGAGAAUCCUUAGAGCAUGUGAAACCAUGGGCUCCGCUACAGCCAUUUGUUCCGAUAAGACAGGUACUUUAACUGAAAAUUCAAUGAGUGUGGUUCGUGGGAUCUUUGGUAACACUUUUUUCAACAAGAAAAAUUCAAAAGAUAUUUUACCUGCUGAUAAAAAUAUCAUUGCUACUCCAUUAAGAAAAGAUUUAUUGGCAAAUAUUGUUUUGAAUUCCACUGCUUUUGAAAAUAGUAAAUAUAAACCUACAGGAAGACAACCUUCCAUUAACCCAUCCGAUCCUCCUCCAAUGGGGUCAGGUCCAGUUAAACAAGAACCAUUUAUCGGUUCCAAGACAGAAACAGCUUUGUUGACAUUGGCAAAGAGAGCAAUGAGACUGACUCCACCAAGUACCAUUAGACGCAAAAAGGAUUUCAAUUUGCAUUAUAUUCGUCAAUAUCCAGAACAAGUCUUUGAAAUGGAAAAAAUCGUUCAAAUCAUCCCAUUUGAAAGUUCACGUAAAUGGUCAGGCGUUGUCGUGAAAAGAUCUGCUAAAAAAUAUACUCUUUUCGUCAAAGGUGCUGCAGAAAUCAUUUUCCAAAGAUGUCGAUUUAAAAGAUUAUCUGAUGGUUCUUCCAAAUACAUUACAGAAAAUUUGGCCAAGGAAAUUGGUUCAGAUAUUGCUAAUUUUGCAGAUAACGCUCUACGUGCUAUUUCUUUAACUCACAAAGACUUCACUUGUGAUUCAUGGCCGCCAAGGGAAUUCAUCGAUAAAGAUGAUAAAGAAUCUGCCGAUCCAAACUUAUUAUUUGGUGAACCAGUAGAACGUCUUCCAGCACAACCUUCUUCGGAAAUUUCAGGCUUCACACUUGAUGGGUUGGUUGGUAUUCAAGAUCCUUUACGUGAUGGUGUAGAAAAAUCUGUAGAAUUAUGUCAAAAAGCUGGUGUCACAGUCCGUAUGGUUACUGGUGAUAAUAUCAUGACUGCAAGAGCCAUUGCAAGAAAUUGUAAUAUCCUUACAAAGGAAUCUUAUACAAGUCCUGAAUGUUCCAUGGAAGGUCCCGAGUUCCGUAAACUGACUGACCAACAACGUGUUUCUAUCUUACCAAAAUUAAGAGUCCUAGCAAGAUCUUCUCCAGAGGACAAGAGAUUAUUGGUCCGUACUUUGAAAAGAAUGGGUGAAGUUGUUGCUGCUACAGGUGAUGGUACUAAUGAUGCACCAGCUUUGAAAAUGGCUGAUGUAGGGUUUUCUAUGGGGAUUACAGGUACUGAAGUCGCAAGAGAAGCUUCUGAUAUCAUUUUAAUGACUGAUGAUUUCUCUGCUAUUGUCAAUGCUAUCAAAUGGGGAAGAUGUGUUUCCAUCUCAAUCAAGAAAUUCAUUCAAUUCCAAUUGACUGUCAAUAUAACUGCAGUUAUCUUAACUUUUGUCUCUGCAGUUUCUUCAGAAGAUGAAAAAUCCGUCUUAACAGCUGUACAAUUGUUAUGGGUUAAUUUAAUCAUGGAUACUUUAGCUGCAUUGGCUUUGGCCACUGAUAAACCCGAUCCAAAUAUCAUGAAUAGAAGACCUACUGGUAGAUCUACUCCUCUAAUUGCUAUCUCUACUUGGAAAAUGAUCUUCUCUCAAGCUAUGCUACAAUUGGUUGUCACUUUUGUUCUACAUUUCCAUGGUAAAUCUAUCUUCUUCCCAGAUAAAGAAUCUCUCACAGGUUUCGAACAACAACAAUUAAAUGCAAUGACUUUCAACACUUUUGUUUGGUUACAAUUCUUUACUUUAUUGGUUUCAAGAAAAUUAGAUGAAGCUGAUGGGAUCUCCAAGAUUUGUGACAGAAUGACUUCAAAUAAUUUGAAUUUCUUCCAAGAUUUAUUUAGAAAUUAUUAUUUCCUAAUUAUCUUGUCAAUCAUUGCCAUUUUCCAAACUUUGAUUAUGUUUUUCGGUGGAACUGCCUUUUCAAUUGCUCCACAAACCAAAUAUAUGUGGCAAGUUGCUUUGUUUUCAGGUAUGUUAUCACUUCCAGUUGGUAUUUUGAUCAGAAUCAUCCCAGAUGAAUGGGUAUUAAAAUUAUUCCCUCCAAAAGUAGCAAGGUAUUUGAAAUACAUUUUAACCUUUGAAUUUUUAGGUUUACAUCAAAAGACUCGUUCACCAGACGAAGAAGAAGCCUUAUUAGCCAAUAAUACAAAUAACUAUAACUCAACUACAAAUUAG
This is a messenger RNA of Henningerozyma blattae CBS 6284, 3435 nucleotides long. It is a transcript of the gene PMC1, whose product is annotated as calcium-transporting ATPase PMC1. The transcript has a single exon. The record is from RefSeq and is a predicted model, not a curated record. Gene Ontology annotation, cellular component: intracellular membrane-bounded organelle; membrane. Lineage: Eukaryota; Fungi; Ascomycota; Saccharomycetes; Saccharomycetales; Saccharomycetaceae. Gene Ontology annotation, biological process: calcium ion transmembrane transport; intracellular calcium ion homeostasis. The coding region runs from base 1 to 3435 and encodes 1144 amino acids. Gene Ontology annotation, molecular function: P-type calcium transporter activity; ATP binding; ATP hydrolysis activity.